UUUGUCAUGCUUCUGAGCUGUGAACAGAUCUUGAACAAACUUGAGACAAUGGACUGCCUCUUACACAAAAGUAUAACUUGGUUACUCAGCACUUGAGUCACGGCUGAAUGUGUGAAAGGACUUGAAAACCAAUGGCUGAUAUCCUGACCAAAUUUACUAGAGGAAGUCAUAUUGAAAUUUAGUAGUCCGUUAGCGUGACUCCUGAGUAGUUCUGUUGAGUAAUUUAUUCAGUAUGUCAGUCGUGUUUAUGGAGAUAUUAGGGAAGAUCAUUGUGAUGGUUUGUUCAUGCAAGCAGUUCACCAUCUGAUGCUGUAGCCGUUGAGUGAUGGGCAACAUGCACUGUGAACUAACUCUUAAUUUCAGGUAAAUAUGUUAGGGCCUGAGUGCAUUACAUUGAAGACUUUCUGAUUAGAAGAAUGUACACUGAAUGUAGUUUUCUGAAAUGUUAUAAUUAAUUCUCCAAAAACAGUUGACUUAAUCUUUAUUCGUAAGUAGCACAAUGUCCUGAAAAUGUCUGCAUUUGGCAAGUAAUUUUGAGCCAGACUGCAUUACACUUACAGAAUACAAUAAUUGCAGUAUCAGCAAUAUCAAAGGUGGGAGAAGGUUCAUUGAAGCAUAAUUAAUUACUCUGGGCACUUCUGGGUGUGCAGAUAUAGUGGUAUCUUCUUGUUUACAAAGUUUUCAUAAGUCUGAAUUGGGAAUUUUUGAUAAUCACACAGGAAUAUGAUGGCUUAGACUUCUUCCAACUAGAGAGAUACUGAUGUUUGUACAGGCAAAUUUCUGAUAUCAAGGUUGAGAAUUGCUGGGAAUUUUAGAGAAAUGUUGUGCACUGGAACAGACUGUACUGAACUAAACUGGACUGUACUGGACUAAACAGAUCAGUGAACUGAGCUCUUUAUUCCUCUAACCUGCCUUGGAAAAAUGCGAGUGGUGAAGGGGUGAACUACUGCUGUUGUAAAAGGGGAUCUAACUUUGAAAUGGAAAUAGUAGUGGAGGGAAAAGUUACUGAAGUGAUCUAAUUAAUGUAUCAAAACAAUUAUAAAUCUAUUUCAGGAUGCUGAAGUAACAUCUUCAGAGAAUCCUGGUCACAACUGUGAAACUAUUUGCCUCUGAAGAGGUGGAUAGGAUGAGAGAGAGAGAGAAAGAGAGGGAAGAAACCAUUCUUCAGCCUUUUAACUUUUUAAAAAAGAACUGUCUUUUAAAAUCAAAGAACAAGAAAAGGAAAGAUGCAGACAGAGGAAGAUGAGAAAAUAAAGAAAAAGAGACGAGUGUAAUAGAAUAAAGGAGAAAGAGAAAGCAAGCAAGAGAAAGCGUAUAGCAUUUAGCCCUCGCAUUCGUGAAGAUUUUAAACCAAAUAUAAAACUCACUUACUGUAGUGGCUAGAAUGAAGACAGUGAUAAAAGUGAAACCAUGGCUGAGGAACUGAGCCUUGUGCAGAAAAGUUGGAGGAAAGAACAGUGGAGACAAAGGAAGAUCAGAUGGAAGGAGCACAAGAGACAGGCAGAAGGGAAAAGAAGCUAGUGUGUUUGAUUUUUGGUUUUCCUGCAAAGACAACAUAAUGGUCCCUGGUUUGAUAUGUACCUAAAGGCACGUGAAUCGGUCGUUUUGAAUUAUAAUCCAUUCAUGGCUUUCAAUCCUGAUCCCAAAGCUGAAUAUAAUGACCAGCUCAUAAGAGCAACUAACAUGACUGUUUCUGCUUUGCGUUUCUUGAAGACUCUCAGGGCUGGCUUUUUAGAGCCAGAGGUUUUUCAUCUCAACCCAUCCAAAAGUGACACUCAAGCUUUUAAAAGGUUUAUUCGAUUCGUGCCUUCAUCUCUCUCAUGGUUUGGUGCCUACAUGGUAAAUGCCUACCCGCUAGACAUGUCGCAGUACUUCAGGCUUUUCAAUUCCACACGAUUGCCUAAACACCACAAAGACACGCUAUUUACAGAUGAAAAUGAGAGGCAUUUAUUGGUGCUCAGAAAUGGGAACUUCUAUAUAUUUGAUGUAAUGGAUAAAGAUGGAAAUAUAGUGAAGCCUUCAGAAAUUCAAGCACACCUAAAAUACAUCCUUUCCGACAACAGCCCGAUUCCUGCAUUCCCUCUUGCAUGCCUGACUAGUGAGAACCGGGAUGCAUGGGCAGUGCUGAGACAGGAGUUACUUAAUAGUGGUAAUCAGGAAGCCCUAAGAAAAGUGGAUUCAGCAGUAUUCUGUCUGUGCCUUGAUGACUUUCCAGUUAAAGACUUCACCCACUUGUCCCAUACCAUGCUCCAUGGUGAUGGCAUCAACAGAUGGUAUGACAAAUCAUUUAACCUUAUUUUAACCAAAGACGGCACUGCAGCAAUCCACUUUGAACACUCCUGGGGAGACGGUGUGGCUGUGCUGAGAUUCCAAAAUGAAGUGUUUAAAGACAGCACUCAGACACCUGCUGUCACAUCCCAGUCUCAGCCAGCUGCCGUUGAUUCUUCCAAAGCUGUGCAGAAACUAAACUUUAUACUGAAUGAUGCUUUAAAAGAAGGAAUUACCAAAGCCAAACAAAACUUUGAUGCUACUGUGAAAACGCUGACUUUUGAGACCCUUCAGUUCAAACGAGGGGGCAAGGACUUCUUGAAGCAGCAGAAGCUAAGUCCUGAUGCCAUAGCUCAGCUUGUGUUCCAGGUGGCUUUUCUACGGCAAUAUGGCCAAACUGUUGCCACCUAUGAAUCUUGCAGCACAGCAGCGUUCAAACAUGGUCGCACUGAAACCAUCCGUCCUGCCUCAAUUUAUACAAAGAAAUGUGCCGAGGCUUUAGUCAGAAAGUCAUCCAAACACAGUGCAGCAGAACUGAAAGAGAUGAUUGCAGAGUGCUCAAAGUAUCAUGGGCAGCUCACAAAAGAAGCUGCUAUGGGUCAGGGAUUUGACCGUCAUUUGUUUAGCUUGCGGCAUUUUGCAGAAUCCCAAGGAACUCCCUUGCCAGCCCUUUACCAGGACCAAGCUUAUGUCCAGAUUAAUCACAACAUUCUCUCCACAAGCACCCUGAGCAGCCCAGCUGUCCACAUGGGUGGCUUUGCACCAGUGGUGCCCAAUGGUUUUGGAAUAGCCUAUGCAGUGCAUGACGACUGCAUUGGAUGCAACGCUUCUGCCUACCCAGCUAGGAAUGUGCAAGAAUUCCUCCAAUGUGUACACAAAUCACUAGAAGAUAUUUUUAAUGUUUUGGAAGGUAAACAGGUUAGUGAUUAAGACACAGCAGGGCUGGUCUUUUUAAAUGCAUUGUACUAUCAGACAGUCCAGUCAGAGGAAUGCUGGAAUUGGAGUUUAGCACCUACUACCUUGUAAUUCCUUUUAAAAAUGUCAGGUCUUGAAAAAAUAAUGCAUUUGUAAUUCUGUAUAUGGAUUGUAAUGCUAUUGACUGUAAAAGUAGUCCAGUACUACCUUUGUAUGAAGGGUCAAAACUUGAUGCCAAUUUCUGCUUUUUAAAUUUUCAUAAAUACAACAAACCCACACCAGGCGGUUAUAAGCUCUAGGAGGGAGGAAAGCUUUCACUGGUACCAGUGGAAACUUUUCUCCUGGAGUGUUCAGCAGUUUAGGUGGGGAGGGAAUGUUGGGAUCAUAGCACAGGGGGAAUGUAUUAAGUGCCUGUGCUUGGUAUGCCACAGUCUUGCUGCUUGAUUCCCCUGCUGUUUUAUUUAAAGGGGGGGGGGGAAGGAAGUAACCCUGAAGCAGAAAUGACAUGGUUACUAUCUCAUCUGUUUUGACUACAAGAUCCUAGGACUGGACCAUAGGAUUUCCUUUCUUGUUCAUAUACAAAUCAGGUUUCAGAUUACAUAUUAAGAUCAUGUCCAUGAAUUUAUAGGAGACAAACUCUUAGUUCACAGCAUAUAUUCUGUCAGUGUUCAGAUGCAUAAUGCAAACAUCCUUUAAGCAGCUUCUUCUGUAAACAGAUAACAAGAAGAAUCUUCUCGAGCAAGCAGAAGUUUUCUUAACUAGCUGAAAGAGAAGUGUUAGGGCUUCAUGUUCUUUCCUCAAAUUUGAUCAGUAUGUGACCUAAGGAAAGCUCUUGGUUUCUUGAAAAUGACAUCUGCCAGAACAGCAAAUAAUCUCAUCAGCAAGCAAUACUUUCAGCUAAACUAAGCUUUGAAUACCCAGACAACAGGCCUUCAGUGUUGAAAAAUGCCACAUUCAGUAUCCAGUAGGCUAAAUAGAAACUUUGGGCUGUAAGUCAGACUGAAGCCAGCCAAGUCUGAUCAUAGAUACAUUGCAGAUGGAUAUACAGGAGACCCUUAUUUUCUGUAGGUUCUUCCUGCAUGGCCUCGCCUAUUAGCAGAGCCCUUGCCUGCAUAGCAGUUCAAUUAUUGCAGGGGAAGUUUGACUUAUUCCGUUUCCUACCUCAGCACUAGCUGGAUUUCCAGCUACUUGUGCUGCCUCUUAAAGCCUCCCUGUGUGCCAAAUGGGAAGUGGGGAGAGUGGCCAUUUAAAUGGCUGCCCAGCGGGAGGCUUACAGAGGGGCAUAAACUAGGUGGGUGCCUUCCUCACUGCCUCUUUAAACCUUCUGAGGCUUGGAGAGGGGGCAAGGAAGGCACCCAGUCACUCAUGCCGCCUCUUAAAGCCUCUCUGCAUAACAGCUGGGCAACGGCAAGAGUGGCUGUUUAAAUGGCCACUCUCCCUGCUUCCCAGUUGGUGUACAUGGAGGCUUUAAGAGGCAACAUGAGUAGCAGCCACUUGCAUCACCGGAGUGUUGAACCUAACCCCAUUUUUUAGGUUAAGCACUCAAAUAUUGUGGUUUCUUUGUUUGUGGGAACCCAGAACAGAAUCCCCGCGAAAAAUGAGGGCCUCCUAUAAAUCCAGAUUUAUAUGCCUACAAUACCAAUGUUAAUAUUACUUUGCACUGAAAACAUUUAUUCACAAUGAAAUCAACACUUAUUGAAAAAAUGUGAACUAUAACAUUUUCUUAAAUGCAAAAAUACAAUUUGUACAUGAAUUUACUUAGAAAAGCUAACUUUUCUUGAGGUGUUAAAUAGAAUAUCAGCCUAAAUGUGCCUUUAUGUUGGAAACUAUUUUGCUAUACUAAGGAUUAAAAUGAACAGUUUUAAUGCAACUGUGCAUUAAAUAUUGGUUUAACCAUAUCAUGUAAUUAUGGAAUUGUUUUGGUUAUAGUAAGUGCCUAGAAACAUAAUGAGGUGGUGUGUAGAGCCUGGAAGGGUUUGGCGGGGAGACUGGACUUAUCCCUGCAGACGAUCAGUUGGGAAGCCCUGGGUGGCCAAAUCAGCCACCCACACGAUUAGCCACUCCACACGUCACGGAGCCAGUGGGGGCUGUGGGGAUCAGGGACCAUCUGGCCUCCACAAGUCCCAGGAUGCCCCACACAAGUGUGCAGGGCAUUCUGGGAGGGAGUCCCGAGGCCAGGAGUCUUGUUGCCUCCCGGACAGGGGUCUACUCGUGUGUCGCCAUGUGCUGCUGCAGCAUACGAUUAGGGGGAAAAAGGUCCAUUAACCUCGUUUAAGGGGAGGGGGAAUUAGGCAGGCUAGCCACUGUGGAACCACCGGGCUUGCCUGCAAGCCCAUUGGUUCCAACGAUCACUAGAAAGCAGGCUAGGUUCCCUUAGCUCAUUUUCUAGUGAUCGUGGGAACCGGCUCAAUGGCUGACAUCUGACAAAGCCCUGCUACUGGUUAACGCCAUGUGUGGUACAGGGGAGACGUGAUUUUAGUCUCUCCCUCCACUCUGAAUAAGACCAUGGGUCCUGAAGGGCUGCACAACCCUUGGGUAGAUAUUUUGGGAGUUGCCAUCCAUUUCACAGGAAGUGGGAGAUCAAUGGAAACUCUCUACAUUGUAGCAUGCAUGCAGCAUCACUCCAUCCACACUUCAUCAGUGUGGAUGUUGGCCAUUGUCUCAUGAGCAAGAUCACGACUGCCUUGGGCCUGAUCCAGUAGAGCUGCUAUUGUGUAAGACACUUUUGACUGUGUAUGGUGUACGGAAGAUCCAUGGACUUUGCCUCUCCCCUGCCACAAUCCACUCCAUUCAAAAGGUCCCAUAACUUCAGGAGUGGCUUUUUGGGAGACUUAAAGUCUGCAGUGGGAAAAAGGAGGUAAGAAAGCCUCAUUGUGUGAGCAGAAAUUGUUUGUCAUUCUCUAGAGCUCACCCAGUGUUUGAUUGUAAUGUCAAAGAGUCCUAGAUUUUUAUAUUUUCUGUAAUAAGAGCAUGCAAGAAGGGGCUACUUUACUUGGAGAUGUAUGAGAACCAUAAAGACUGUCGGAGACAUUUUUGCAGCAAUUCAGUCUCUCCUUGCUUUGAAAGAAUAUUCAAAAAAGGCUAACUAUAACUUGGGAGCUUAGGAUCCCAUCUUUCUCCUAAUUCUGUUUGUAUAUCUUACAUAAAUCAAAUCACUGAUAUUCAAAAAAAGUCUUAAAUCCAUGCAUCAGUCUAAAUGAAUUCUAUACUUGUAACCAUGAA
This is a messenger RNA of Hemicordylus capensis (graceful crag lizard), 6405 nucleotides long. It is a transcript of the gene CPT2, whose product is annotated as carnitine palmitoyltransferase 2. The transcript is spliced from 4 exons. The coding region runs from base 1576 to 3198 and encodes 540 amino acids. Gene Ontology annotation, cellular component: mitochondrion. Gene Ontology annotation, molecular function: carnitine O-palmitoyltransferase activity. NCBI's taxonomy places the organism in Eukaryota, Metazoa, Chordata, Lepidosauria, Squamata, Cordylidae. The record is from RefSeq and is a predicted model, not a curated record. Gene Ontology annotation, biological process: fatty acid beta-oxidation.